AAUUAUCUGCUGUCAUUCUUGGUCUGUGUCUGCUGUGAAAAUAAAUAGUGGUAGUUUUUUGCUUGUCUGUCUUUGUGAUAGUUACUGUAAAAUAAAAAGAAUACACUUCUGUGUUAAAUUCACGGUUUAUAAUGUAAUAAAUGUAGUGGUAGAAGCUUGUUAUUCAGCAUUCAUGACCUCGUGUACUGAGUUUAUAAAUAACAGCGUCGUUGAUCAAGACUAUUAACAGAAAAAUGGAACCAGUUACGAGUCCCCGAAAAAAGGUUAAAAGUCCGGCUGUAGAUUCAACUCCCAUCAACCCAAAAUUGUCCAUUACGUGCUCUGAUGUUCCUGAUGGUUUGUUUGAUGCGUCUGCUGCAAAAAAACACUUUAGCAAGUUUGGUCGUCUCCAACGUGUCCAGUUGUUCCCCAAGCGACAAAUGUGUAUUGUUGAAUAUGACCUACCAAGCUCUGUAGAGAGAGCAGUGCUUAAUGCAGGGGCAUAUGAUGGAUUUAUGUUUGAUGUCACUAGAUCAAAACCUCGAACGAGGAGACAAAGUAAGAAAGAUGAUGAUCCAGAUUGGGUCCCUGAUUCUGAUGUUGAAGCAGAGUUGUCUGCUAUGAGUGGUGCACCAUGGUACAAAAUAACACGCCAACAAACAAGAUUAAGUGAGGGUGAUGUGAAGAAACUUAAAGUGCCACAAAAAGCUGCGAAGGCAGUAAGUCCACCAGUAGUCAAGAAAAAGAUUGCAGUAGCUUAUCAUCCUAGCAUCAAACAACCCAGUAAUCAAGCGUCCAGUGUUGUAGAAAAUCAAGUUCAAGUGCCUACUGUGCAGACUAGCCUCAGUACUACAGAGGCCGCUGUUGAGUUGCACCAAUUGAGAUUUAGGGUUUCAUUAACACCUGAUGAGCAGUGGAGAACAUUAGAAGCACGAGACAAGAUUUUAAGAGGAUGGGGAGGUGCAGGGUCGCGUGUGAAGGUAGGAGGAGCAACUAUAGGAACCUGUCAAGACAUGUGUCCGGAGAAGGAACUAUUACAUAGGCAGGCGGAACACCAAGUGAUGACAUUGGAGACGGUGCUAGAGUCUGAUGGUCAGUUGGAACCGUGGCGAUCUGUGAAACAGUACAGUCGCAGCUCUGCCGACCAGGAGAUACCGAUGUGCUAUGAGCUACGACCCGCUGCUGUACUCAUGCGCACUUGUUCAUAUUUGCUACACGAAAUCGCCGAUACCACCAGACAGGUAUCGCUUGCUGAUUGGUUUCAUUUUAUGUGGGAUCGUUUACGGAGCAUUCGGAAAGACAUUACUCAACAAGCGCUGUGCUGUGCAGAAUCAAUUCAACUUGUUGAGAUGUGUGCUCGUUUCCAUGCUCACUGUGCGGCGAGACUUGCAGAUCUGGAACACACUCAAUUCGAUCAAAAGUUAAACACAGACAAUCUUACUAAAUGUCUGCAGACAUUAAAACACAUGUACGCCGAUGUUACACCAGACCAGAAACCUAACGAAGCUGAGUUCAGAGGCUACAUAGCUCUAUUGAACUUGGGCGAUGCAAACUUUUGGUGGGAGAUAAAACAACUACCUCCCGAAAUUCAAAAGUCGGAACCGUUAGUGUUUGCUACGCAGGUAUUCAACGCCAUAGACAAUAAUAAUUAUGUACGAUUUUUCCGUUUAGUCGAACAUAGAGCUACCUAUUUGCAAGCGUGUAUAUUAUUACGGUAUUUUAAUGAUGUCCGAGCGAGGGCUUUAGCUAGAAUGGUUAAAGCGUAUGCUCCUAGAGGCGGCUCGAGGUUUCCCGCUGAAGAUAUGAUGAAAGCUCUCGCUUUUGAAUCGAUAGAAAAUAUGCAUUGUUUCAUUAACCAUUAUGGAUUGAGAUUCGCUAAAACAGAUGAUACUGAACUAACAAUAAUACUUGAUAGAAAUCAAUUUAUAGAAGACAGUGACCCAUAUCCUAUCGCAAGAGCAGUGUCACUUAUUGAAUCUAAAAGGACGAAUACAGUUGGUGAAGUAAUUGCGGGUGGUCGUUUGCCAAAUCCUGAUUUUAAGAAUCACGUCUUAUAUUCUAGUUUUACUAAAGACGGCAAACUAAAAGAAUCAGCUUUGCUCGCUGAAGACCAAGGUUAUGAUACAAAGAAUGAUAGUGAAAAAGAUGUUCAAGCAUUGAAAGCUGAGAUAAAUAAACUUGGUCAAGGAGAGAAAAUUAAUAUUAUAGACAAUAAAAAAGAGCAAAAGGUAACUUUAUCUAUAAAACCAGAACCAAAGACGUUGAGCCCUAGUAAACCUCUAAAUACAUUUACACUACCCACAAGUGCCAACAAGCAAUUUUCAUUUAAACCAGCCAUACCAGUAGCAUCAACGGAAGUAAUAAAAAAUUCUCCAGAAAAAAUAUUUGGUAGUGAUAUCAAAAAUAUAUUUUCGUUUUCGAAGCCUCAAGAGUCUUUGGGUUCUAGUUUGUUCUCUGUGAAGAAUACUGAAAACAUAUUUAAAGUGCCUGGUGAACAAGCAGCGUUUGAUAUGAAACCAGAUGGCAAAAAUAUUUUUGCCAAAAAUGAUGAAAAUAAAGAUCCAUUUAAUAAGGGGCAAAAUUUAUUCAGUAAACCUGUAGAAUCCAGUGUAUUCGAGCAAAAAGUUGACGCUACGAAUUUAUUCCAACAGCAAGAAUCUGAAAACCGUGGAACUACGAAUGUCUUUAAACAACAGGAACUUGCUAAAAAUAUAUUUUCUACAUUUGAUACACAAAAUAAAGCGGUCAAUAAUAUUUUUGCUCCAGCAAAGGAUAAUACUACUAUUGCAAAACCUGAUAGUACUGUGAAAUUUGGUGUUACUAAUAAUAUUUUUACCAAAUCCGCCUUUGAGGGAGAAAAACAAACGCCAAAUAUAUUUGGAGUAUUUAAUAAACAGACUGAAAUUAAGCAAAAAGAUAAUAUAUUUCAAAAACCAAUUACUGGUUCGGUCGGAAAAUCUAUAUUUGCUUCAAAUGGAGAUGUUCCUAGUAAUAAAUUGUCGCCUGGAAGUUUAUUCAAAAAUGCUGUGGUACCACAGAAUGGAUCAGAUAAUAAGUUUUACUCAAUAUUUCAAAAUAAAAACAAAGCUCCAACAGUGGCUCAUAAUAUAUUCAGUUCUGUUAUAGAAAAGGGAUCUGUGUACGACUUUGAUCAAAGUGAAGGGGAAACUAAAGAGAUGGCAGAACAGCGUUAUAAUGAAGAGAAGAUUAAAGAAGAACAAAGGAAACUGCAGGAACAGAUGGCCAUAGAAGAAGAAAAAAGGAAAGAAGCUUUGAAACGGGAAGAGCAGGAGCGUCUUAGACAGGAAAAAUUAAGAAGAGAGGAAGAAGAAAAGAGGCAGGAGGAAGAACGACAACAACGAGAGGAGUUAAAGCGACUUGAAGAAAAGCGUAGAAAAGAAGAACUAAGAAAACAAGAAGAGUUGAGAAAGAAAAUUGAAGAAGAAAAGAAAGCUGAACUUAAAAGGAAAGCUGAAGAAGAAGAGAGAAAGUUCAGAGAAAGAGUCGACAAAGAAUCCAUAGAAUUAGUUGAUGAAUUUAUCGAUGAAUUAUGUGAUGAUAAUGUGUCAAAAAAUAUGAAAGAAGAAAUGGAGAAUUUUAAUAAUUUGAUGUUGUAUGCUGAUACAUUAACAGAAACAAUAAUAAACGAAAUAAAUAUUGAAACAUGCAACAUAGAAAUAAAAGCUGAACAGUUUUGGGCAAAUAAACUUAGAAAAAAGUUUUUCAAAAUUUGGAGAGACCAAUUAGUAAAAAACAUUAAAAGAAGAGACCUUUUGGAAGAUACACCAGUCUGGUUGACGUCGAAAACUCCUUUAGAGGAAGCAAAUUAUUUAAGACGCAUGGUUGAAAACACUGCUUUAAAAAACAUGAAUGCCUUUCAUAGGGGUUACAAAUUUAAUGGGGAAUUAAAACUUCAUCCUACUCCGGAACCUUACAACUUGAUGGAAAUAAUAAGAUCUUCUUUAUUAAAACGUAUGAAGCAAAUUAAUUACCCAUAUGAUAAAUGCUUCUUCUGGAAAAUAACAUUAGUUUCUCCUGGUACAAUGAAAUGGCUUUAUAGAAAAGUUAAUAUUGAAAAGUGGUUACUAGAUGUCUUUAGUGAUAAAAAAAGACAUGCUGCUUCUGAUAGUCUAAUACAUGUUGGCAAACAAUCAUGGAAUUAUUUGAUGGACUUUGCCAUAUCUGUAAGUUUAACUGAUAAAGAUAAAAUGAAUACUUGCAACGAAGCAUUAGAAGGGUCUAAUGGAUUAUUGAUGUACACUACAGAACGUGAUAAUAAUCUAUCAUCAACAAUAGAAUCAUUUGUUAAAUUAAAAUACCCAUACCAAAUUGUGCCUGUAGCGAUGAUUGUACCAAAGUCUGAAGAUUUAGACACUUACAACAUUUUGGAAUCUCAAUUGACUAAUUUAGUUAACAAUAAAGCAAUUUCAGCUUAUAAAAUAUUCAUCAUAGAGCCUAAAAAUGUAUUUGAAUCAUUAAACCUUGCUACGAAAACGGCUUUAAAAUGGCUAGCGAAAAAAUAUCCCCAGAAUCCGCCUAUUGAAAUAGAUUGGCUUAAAUCUAUUUGUCAGAGAUACCUUGGCAAUGAAAUUUGGUGUACAUUAAAAUCAGAAAGAGAUAGUCGUAUGAGGAUGGUGAUUAAAGAUUUACAGAAAUUGGUGAACUGUUAUAAUAAUUCUGUUGAUAAAUUAACAAAUGUCAUUACAAAUGAGGAUUUAUUCAAUUAUCCAUCAUUUCCUCUAGAGUUCAAAGCAUUUUUGGAUAGUGAAUCCCCAUAUCCUAAACCAUAUGAAUUUAUUUCUAGCAAUGUGAAGACCUCUGAAAAUAUUUCAGCUAUUAAAGACAUCAUGAAACAGUUAAAAUUGCCCUGCCCAGUAUCAGGUUUUAAUCCUCUAAGCGUGACGGACAUGCAACAAGAAAUUCGUAAAUACUGUUACCAAAUUGGUUGGUUUGAAAAUCCAGAAGAAGUUACAUGUAGAGUUGUUGCAUUAUUACCUAAUGAGUUUUCUAAUUUGGACAUGCCUUGUGAUGAAUUUAGUCAAUACUUUGCUCAGUACGAUCUCAUAGACAUUUUAAACAUAAUUGUCUAUGAAAAGAUUAGGAGGCUGAAUAACUUUGAUAAUAGAUACGCUAUUUACGAGAAGUCUGUUUUGGAAGACUAUCGUAGUACAAACUGGCUAUAUGAUAUUGAUGUCAUAUCUAAUUUAAAACACAAGGCUAUAGAGUAUGAUGUUGAUGAUGAAUUAGAUUUCCUGAUUGAAGCGAAAAGGCGAAAAAUUGCAAUGGAUUCAACAGAGUAUUUAAUGUUGGAAGACAAAGAUAGUACUAUAGUGGAAGAAAAUAUUAAAGCUACUGAUGAGAGUAUAUCUAGGUAUAAUAGUUGCUCAGAGGCUGUCAAACAGUUGGAAGAGCAAAUAGAAAAUGAGAAAAAGAAAUCUUUAGAACUCGAAAACUUGUUAAGGCUUGCACUGUCUGAUGUAUAA
Diatraea saccharalis (sugarcane borer) is the source of this 5462-nucleotide messenger RNA. NCBI's taxonomy places the organism in Eukaryota, Metazoa, Arthropoda, Insecta, Lepidoptera, Crambidae. The record is from the annotation of a GenBank genome assembly.